Rubroshorea leprosula is the source of this 1568-nucleotide messenger RNA. Lineage: Eukaryota; Viridiplantae; Streptophyta; Magnoliopsida; Malvales; Dipterocarpaceae. The record is from the annotation of a GenBank genome assembly.
AUUUGAAUGAUUUACACGUUUGAUGAAAAAAAUUGUUAAUUGUCUAUUGUAAAUGCUUACAGUUAAAUUAUUUGUUUUUUAUAUAAAUUGGAGUGAAAUGAAGUUUUCUAGUGGCAAAACCCUUUUUUUAGCAGUUGUUGACUUUGCUUCCAUAUGGGUGGUUAAUAUUCUAUCUGAACAGGUUUUGUGUUUUCUGAAUGACAUAUUUGAUACUCUUCUAAAAGCACUGUCAGAUCCUUCUGAUGAGGUUGUGCUUCUGGUUCUUGAUAUUCAUGCAUGCAUAGCAAAAGAUCCAAAAAACUUUCACCAGCUUAUUGUUUUUCUGGUGCAUAAUUUCCGGGUGGAUAAUUCUCUCCUUCAGAAGCGUGGUGCUUUGAUAAUCCGCAGACUUUGUGUUCUUUUGAAUGCUGAAAGGGUAUACCGGGAACUCUCCACAAUAUUGGAGGGAGAAGCAGACUUGGAUUUUGCCUCUAUUAUGGUUCAGGCUUUGAAUUUGAUUCUACUUACAUCUUCUGAGCUAGCUGAACUUCGAGAUCUUUUAAAACAGUCACUGGUUAAUGCUGCUGGAAAAGAUUUAUUCCUUUCUUUGUAUGCUUCAUGGCGCCAUUCACCCAUGGCCAUUAUCAGUCUCUGUCUAUUAGCUCAGACAUACCAGCAUGCAAGUGCUGUGAUCCAGUCUCUGGUAGAGGAAGACAUUAAUGUCAAAUUCUUGGUCCAGCUUGAUAAAUUAAUACACUUGCUUGAAACUCCAAUCUUUGCUUAUCUUAGACUGCAGCUUCUUGAACCUGGAAGAUACAUAUGGUUAUUGAAAGCAUUGUAUGGUCUUCUCAUGUUACUCCCACAGCAAAGUGUCGCAUUCAAGAUACUACGAACUCGUUUAAAAACUGUACCGUCAUACUCCUUCAGUGGCGAGCAAAUUAAACACACAUCUUCAGGAAACCCUUAUUCUCACAUCAUCCAACAUAUGCCAAGUGGAUCGCAAAUCACUGAGGAUGGUGACAUAGAUUGUGAUAUUGGGAACUCACAAAAUGGUAUUAAUUUUGCUUCAAGGCUGCAACAAUUUGAGCAAAUGCAGCGUCUUCAUCAUAUGCAUGCAAAAGGACACACACAAUCUCACAACAGUUCCUUGUCAUUGUUAAAGGAGGUGGAAAACACCAGCAUUGGACAUAAGCAGACCCCCCAUUAAAGAUAUCUAGAGGCCCUGUGCAGUUGUAACUCUACGGAGGUAGCCACUGCUGCUGCUGCUGCCUAGUAUAAUUCAAUGUCUCAUACUCUGUUAUCAACGGUUGGAGGGUUAGAGCCAUGAAUGGGAUCCGGUAUAAUUUGUAAAUUGUAUAUCAUAGUAGGUUGUUUUGUUAAAAUGGAAGUUGGGAUGAUUAACAUUUGAGGUUUGGAUAUAAGCUUGGGUCUUUUGCCAGAGCUAUUCUUUUAUAAUUUGUAAACAAGAUGGCCCCGUGUGGUUGUGUUAUUUUUAUUGGAAACCACAUGGUUUAGAGAGACUGCAUUUGAAAUGCAGUUUCUUUUAAUAUUAUUGUGUUAACAAGAAUCUUACAGGGUAUAUUCAUUAG